UAUUACACAGGAGGUAUCCGAUUCCAGCCUCCACCAGAAGCUUCUCCAGGUCUCUUAAAAAAGCAAUGAGAACCUCCUAUAAGCUAUAAUCACAAUUGUUGAUGGCAUCUGAAUUCACGUACUCCAAUCCCCCUUCCUACUUCCCCACCCCUUUCCACCUUCAACAACCCACGCUUCCCGUUUAUCCUUCUGUUUAUCUCCCUCAGCAGGCACAACAACUAUUUGAAAAGGAUGCCCAGACCAUUACACCCGAAGCUCUGAAAAGUGUAAAAGCUGCACUCGCAAGUAGUGAAAUAGAGCACAAAUCCGAAACAAAAAAGAAAGCCAUACCUCGCAAAGCGGCUGGUCAAACUUGGGAGGAUCCUACUUUGGCCCGAAAGUAUGGCCCUCAUCUCAUACUUCUUGAUACCGAGCAUGAUGAUUACCGUUUAUUUUGUGGUGAUCUUGGGAACGAGGUGAACGAUGAUGUUCUUUCAAAAGCAUUUUCACGGUUUCCUUCCUUUAACAUGGCCAGAAUGUUUGUUUGAAGUCAUGGAGCACUGCCAUAUCUCCUUUAUAAGGUUGUGAGAGAUAUAAUCGGACGGGGAAGACCAAGGGAUAUGGAUUCGUUAGUUUUGCUAACCCAACCGAUCUGGCUUCUGCUCUCAAAGAAAUGAAUGGUCCCCUCUUGUCAAACUUAGCAUGUGGUUAGUUUGUCUCACCGGUUUCGUUUUGUAGGAAAAUAUGUUGGAAACCGUCCGUAAGAGCAACUGGAAACAAAGAACAGAUUUCGAGGCUUUGCAAAAGCAGAAGCAACACGAUCAGAAGAAGGUGAGGCUGCCAAAGAAGAGUGUCCUUCAUAAGUGAGCAACAUUGUAUCAUGUUCAAUAAGUUUUACAAUUGUAUAAUCUUCACAACUGACUCGCAGGUUAAAAUACUUGUCCGAUCCCCUGUGUAUUUUCGUGUUUACUUUUGGGUUGCAGCCGUCGUCACCGGUUUCUUCCUGCACACAUUUGUUUUUUUUUUUUUUUUUUUUUUUUUUUUUUAACUAAAGAAGGUUAAUGAUGUUACUAAGCUAUUUGCUUACUUUCAAAUGAGGUAACAAUGAAAUUAGUGUAUUGUGGUUAUUAAAAA
Molecule: messenger RNA, 1113 nt
Organism: Helianthus annuus (common sunflower)
Lineage: Eukaryota; Viridiplantae; Streptophyta; Magnoliopsida; Asterales; Asteraceae
Product: RNA-binding protein 42
Exons: 6
Coding region: 102-527 (141 amino acids)
Molecular function (GO): mRNA binding
Source: RefSeq, a predicted model, not a curated record